AGGGUUUUAGGAGGUUUUAAGCUGGCGUGCGAUGACUUCACUUCAGCAACAAGCCCUAGCGAUUCUUCGCGCUACUCUAACUCGCCCUCUAACUCACCGAUUUUCAUCGUAUUCACACUCAUCAGACGUACCAUGUCAUCACCAAACCCUGAAUCCACGGAUUCCGAAAGCCCAACAAUCCCGUCAGAUUCCUCCACCGAGAACAAUAACCCGGCAGACCCAGACCCAGAUCAACCCAACGGUGAAUCGUCGAAUUCAGGAGAGGGAGGGGAAGAGGAAGAAGGAGAGUGUGGGUUUUGCUUGUUCAUGAAAGCGGGUGGCUGCAAAGAAAGCUUUGUAGCUUGGGAAACGUGCGUGGACGAAGCCGAGAAGAAUGGCGAAGACGUUGCCAUGAAAUGCAUGGAAGCCACUUCGGCUUUGAAGAAGUGCAUGGAGGCUCACGCCGAUUACUAUGAGCCGAUACUGAAAGCCGAGAAGGCCGCCCAGGAAGAAGCCAUUAGGGAGUUAGAAAAAGAAAAGGCUGCUAAAGAUUCUGAGCAAAAUUUGGAAUCCAAAGAGGAUUUGCAGAAAAUUUGAGGUGCUUGCUGGUUUUGAAAUUAUCUUUUUGGGUUUUUAGAGAUAAUUGUUGUUUUUAGCGGUAAACUCAGCCAAUUGGAUGGCAAAGGAGGAUACUUUUUUGGAUACUGAUUUACUACUAAUAGAGGAAAGGUUAUUAAGAGAUCACGAGAAAUGAAUAAUAUUGACUGGAUAAUGAUUUUUCACUGGAACAAACAUUAUUGUGUUUUAGUUAUCUUUGAUUGUUUAGAUUACUUUCGUAUGCUGUUUCAGACUUGCUGGUUGAUUUAUGUGAUUAAGUAACUUGGGAAUUCUAAGUUUGAAAUGAAUUUUAAAGUUGCUGGUUAGUCACCAGUUGGUUCAAGAUUGGUAACCGGAAUUGUUUGAAAGAACAAUAUUUCUACAUGCUCCAGUAGUUGUUACUUCUUUUGCAGUUGUUCCAACAACAUUCAAGGUCUUGUUGAACAGAGUUAAUGAGCCCGAACUUGAUCAACCUUUCAAGAACUGAAUGGAGAGGUGUUUUGAGAGUUUUCGAGUAUGGAUGCUAUGCAAAUCCUACGGUGAGGUAUGUUGAGGAAAAGAUUUGAGUGUGGCAUUUGAACUUAGAUGCUUAUAAUUGUAUUGCUCUUCAAGAUAACAUUCUUAUUUGAUUGAGUAAAAUAAAUGUUUAAUUGAUA
Messenger RNA from Theobroma cacao (cacao), 1232 nucleotides. Lineage: Eukaryota; Viridiplantae; Streptophyta; Magnoliopsida; Malvales; Malvaceae. The record is from RefSeq and is a predicted model, not a curated record.